Molecule: messenger RNA, 1808 nt
Organism: Homo sapiens (human)
Lineage: Eukaryota; Metazoa; Chordata; Mammalia; Primates; Hominidae
Gene: ZCRB1
Product: zinc finger CCHC-type and RNA binding motif containing 1
Exons: 8
Coding region: 174-827 (217 amino acids)
Biological process (GO): mRNA splicing, via spliceosome
Cellular component (GO): U12-type spliceosomal complex; nucleoplasm
Molecular function (GO): zinc ion binding; RNA binding; nucleic acid binding
Source: RefSeq, marked reviewed
AAACAGUCGGGAAGAAGCACCGUGGCUGCUAUUAUCUGCUCUCCGCGCCUGACCCCUCCCAGGACUCGUGAUGCCAAGGCCGCUGCGAGCGGCUACGAAGAGUCGGGGUUGAGCCCCAGCUGAGCCGAGGGCUCGCACUCUUCUGGUCUCCCAGGCCCAACCCACCUGAAGAAAUGAGUGGUGGAUUGGCUCCAAGUAAGAGCACAGUGUAUGUAUCCAACUUGCCUUUUUCCCUGACAAACAAUGACUUGUACCGGAUAUUUUCCAAGUAUGGCAAAGUUGUAAAGGUUACCAUCAUGAAAGAUAAAGAUACCAGGAAGAGUAAAGGGGUUGCAUUUAUUUUAUUUUUGGAUAAAGACUCUGCACAAAACUGUACCAGGGCAAUAAACAACAAACAGUUAUUUGGUAGAGUGAUAAAAGCAAGCAUUGCUAUUGACAAUGGAAGAGCAGCUGAGUUCAUCCGAAGGCGAAACUACUUUGAUAAAUCUAAGUGUUAUGAAUGUGGGGAAAGUGGACACUUAAGUUAUGCCUGUCCGAAAAAUAUGCUCGGAGAACGUGAGCCUCCAAAGAAGAAAGAAAAAAAGAAAAAAAAGAAAGCUCCUGAACCAGAAGAAGAAAUUGAGGAAGUAGAAGAAAGUGAAGAUGAAGGGGAGGAUCCUGCUCUUGACAGCCUCAGUCAGGCCAUAGCAUUCCAGCAAGCCAAAAUUGAAGAAGAACAAAAAAAAUGGAAACCCAGUUCAGGAGUCCCCUCAACAUCAGAUGAUUCAAGACGCCCAAGGAUAAAGAAAAGCACAUAUUUCAGUGAUGAGGAAGAACUUAGUGAUUAAAAUCUUGCCCCAGCACAGUAAUAAAAAUCAAGAUUUGUUAGUAACAAUCUUGAAGAGCUAAUUUUAAUAAAAAUAAGAAAAAUUAAUACUAUCAUGUUAAUACUAUUAUUGUCAUCCCAAGAAAAAAGAUAUUUUAAAAAUUUAUUUGAAAAGUUCAUUAUAAGGGCUUUAUUCAUGCCUGAUUUGUUUACAUGAGGACUUCUGAAAUUAAUCCUUAAAACAAACUUCCUGAAGACCGAAAAGUUGAAUGAUUUAUUGUUACUUAUAUUAAUAAACUUUUCAAGAGAAUUUUGUCUUUAAAUAUGGGUGUUUUGUCAUCAUAUUUCUUGUAGCUUUAUCCCAAUCUGGAUAAAUUGUAAAUACCUAUAAAAUAAAUUAUAAAUACCUAUAAAAUAUAAAGUAACAUAGCUCUAAAAGGCUUAAAAUCAAACACAGGUGUUAUUUGUCUGCCCUACCCAUAGCACCAAAUUCCAUUCCCUAGAAGAAACUACUUACAUGUGCACACAUGUAGCUAAAUAAAGUACAUAUAUUUCAGUCACUUAAUAAAAGAAUAAAGGAGAAUUAUUCAAUCUCUUAUACUUCUCCUACCUUCCUCAAUAUUCCCAAUGUGGCUGUAUUAAAAAUUUGGGGGAAUCCAUAUAUAUCUUUUUUAAUAACCAAGUAAAUACUUUUCAUUUCUGAGCCAAGGAAUAUGCUAUGAUUACGUUUUUUCCUAGAGUUAAUAAUUGUCUAUUUUUUUUCCAUGUAUUGUCUUUGUAUUUAUGACUAAAUCUUCCCAUUCUGUCUGCAGGUGGGUAUAUGGUAAUGGGAUUAGAGAGCCUUUAAUUUUCUGCUUUGUAUAUUUCUAUAUUGUUUAACUUUGUAAGAAUGCCCAUUACUUUUUUAACUAGUAAAAGCAAUAGAAAUAAGUUAAUACUAUCAUAGUAAUAUUAUUAUUGUCAUCCCAAGAAAAAAUAUAUUAAAAAGAUAUUUGAAAUUUCA